UAUAUGCUGCCAUGGACCCUCCAUUGAUUUUAAUAUUUGUUACAGGAAUACUUCCUAUCGUCAGUUCAGCUCCAUCGACCACAAUUGCAUGUACAACACCAGGACUGUCUCUGAGACUAGCUGACACCUAUAACUACUGUGAGGGACGUGUUGAAAUUUAUUACAAAGGAGCCUGGGGAACUGUUUGUGGCAAUGAUUGGGAUAUCAAGGAUGCUCAGGUUGUCUGCAGGCAGCUUGGAUGUGGGGAUGCAGUCGCAGCAUUGCCUAGUUCUAGGUUUGGUCCAGGAUCAGGCAGAAUCCUCCUGGAUAAAGUAUCAUGCGAGGGGGAUGAAUCUCACCUGUGGGAAUGUGAAAACUCAGGAUGGGGUACGCAUAGCUGCACUCAUAAUCAAGAUGCUGCUGUUCUCUGCAAAGAUGAAAUUUAUAAACCAACUGGAACUGUAGGAGAUGUGCUGUCCAUGGAACUGGUGAAUGGUCCAAACCGCUGUGCUGGAAGUGUCAAAAUCACUUAUUUUGCAAGCUGGAGAAAUGUUGUUUGCAGUGAAUUGUGGGACCUGAAUGAUGCUCAAGUUGUGUGCCGACAACUUGGCUGUGGUGAAGCUCUUGCUGCCUUGGGCGGUGCUGCUUAUGGUGAAGGGGAAGGUGGUCCUCUGAUGACUAAAGUGAAGUGCUCUGGUGAAGAAUCUGACUUACUGUCUUGCCCUUAUGAGUAUCGUCCUGCCACAUGUGGCAAAUAUAAGGACGCCAGUGUCAUAUGCUCAGAUACCAAGGAUAUCAAAAUCAGCUUGACUCGAACUAAGAGAAAAUGCUUGGAAGCAGAAAAUCAGUAUCUGUAA
This is a messenger RNA of Sphaerodactylus townsendi, 836 nucleotides long. Its product is annotated as deleted in malignant brain tumors 1 protein-like. Bases 12 to 836 code for a protein of 274 amino acids. The transcript is spliced from 7 exons. Gene Ontology annotation, cellular component: membrane. The record is from RefSeq and is a predicted model, not a curated record. NCBI's taxonomy places the organism in Eukaryota, Metazoa, Chordata, Lepidosauria, Squamata, Sphaerodactylidae.